Prionailurus viverrinus (fishing cat) is the source of this 1493-nucleotide messenger RNA. RefSeq names its product nuclear transcription factor Y subunit beta (gene NFYB). Gene Ontology annotation, biological process: regulation of transcription by RNA polymerase II. Gene Ontology annotation, molecular function: protein heterodimerization activity; DNA-binding transcription activator activity, RNA polymerase II-specific; RNA polymerase II cis-regulatory region sequence-specific DNA binding. Gene Ontology annotation, cellular component: CCAAT-binding factor complex; nucleus. NCBI's taxonomy places the organism in Eukaryota, Metazoa, Chordata, Mammalia, Carnivora, Felidae. Bases 463 to 1080 code for a protein of 205 amino acids. The transcript has 8 exons. The record is from RefSeq and is a predicted model, not a curated record.
GGGCGGGCGAGUCGGGGGAUGCGCGCCAGGGGCGGCCGCCCCGCACCGGCGGGACUGACAGUCGGCCGGGCCGGGCGGUGGGGCCGGGGCCAGCCCGCGCACCUUCGUGGGGAGGAAGCGAGGUCCCCGGGAGGAAGGAGUGGAUUUGGUUUCCCCGCAGUCUGGCUUACACGUAAAGAAUGCAGCCAUCUGGCGGCUUGCGGUCCCUGGACUUGCCCCGAAGGUGGGAAGGAAGCCUUUCGGAUUGGACUAAGGUUUUAAUCUUCGGUGGGAGGCGGGGAGGAUCUGCCGGGCCUGAGGAGCAGUAGUAGUCUUCGAGAACAAAGAAUUAGAGAGCACCCACAAGUCGUAAUCUUGCCCAAAGUACUGUAACAAGGUUGAAAUUGGGCGAAGGGUAGACACCUUUUAGACAGGUGUUCCUGAAUACCACUGGCAACACGGUUCUGACAGUAUUUCAUAACAAUGGAUGGCGACAGUGCUACAACAGACGCUUCUCAGCUAGGCAUCUCUGCGGACUACAUCGGAGGAAGCCACUAUGUGAUACAGCCCCACGAUGAUACGGAGGACAGCAUGAAUGAUCAUGAAGACACAAAUGGUUCAAAAGAAAGUUUCAGAGAACAAGAUAUAUAUCUUCCAAUUGCAAACGUAGCAAGGAUAAUGAAAAACGCCAUACCUCAAACGGGAAAGAUUGCAAAAGAUGCCAAAGAAUGUGUUCAGGAAUGUGUAAGUGAGUUCAUCAGCUUUAUAACAUCUGAAGCAAGUGAAAGAUGCCAUCAGGAGAAACGGAAGACAAUCAACGGAGAAGAUAUUCUCUUUGCCAUGUCUACCUUAGGCUUCGACAGUUAUGUAGAACCUCUAAAAUUAUACCUUCAGAAAUUCAGAGAGGCUAUGAAAGGAGAGAAAGGAAUUGGUGGAGCAGUCACAACUACAGAUGGAUUAAGUGAAGAACUUACAGAGGAGGCAUUUACUAACCAGUUACCAGCUGGCUUAAUAACUGCAGAUGGUCAACAACAGAAUGUUAUGGUUUAUACAACGUCAUAUCAACAGAUUUCUGGUGUUCAGCAAAUUCAGUUUUCAUGAUCUGAAGAAAUGGUGGAAUGGGAGUGGAGAGAAGCGAGUCUGUACGAUUCCGGAACCAGAGACAUUAGAAGGAAAUGACUGGGGGAAGAUGUCUCUUUGUAUAUUAAAUAGCUGUAAUGUAGCUUCCUGAUGCUUGACUAAUUGAGGUGUUAAUUCUGACUUGAGAAUCUUUUUCAUGAAUGAUUUUAAAGAAAAAUUUGGAUUUUAAAGGUAUUAAAAUAUUUUUGUUUUGUACGAGAGUUUGUCGCUCUGUAUGACUCCUGUAUGCAUUGUAUAUUGCAAUUUAUUACUGUCAGAGAUUUGUAGACAGUUUCUUAUUUUCAUAUUGAAUCAUGUUACUUUUGUAAUUCAAGUAAGCAGCUGGGUUAAUUCAUGAUGUUUGCCCUUUUAAUAAAAUAUAAGGGUAGAGUUCA